Olea europaea var. sylvestris is the source of this 585-nucleotide messenger RNA. RefSeq names its product G-type lectin S-receptor-like serine/threonine-protein kinase At4g27290. Bases 1 to 585 code for a protein of 194 amino acids. The record is from RefSeq and is a predicted model, not a curated record. Lineage: Eukaryota; Viridiplantae; Streptophyta; Magnoliopsida; Lamiales; Oleaceae. Gene Ontology annotation, biological process: recognition of pollen. The transcript has 3 exons.
AUGUGUCUUCGGGAGAGUUUUAAUUAUCCGACUGAUACAAUUUUCUCAGGAACGAAGUUCGGUUGGAACUUUAGAACUGGUCAAGAAGCGUAUCUAUCAUCAUGGAAGAGUAAUGAUGAUCCAUCUUUGGGAGAUUUUACUUAUCACUUUGAUCCUACUGGUUAUCCACAACAUGUCUUGAAAAAAGGUUUGCUGGUGCUGUUUAAAAGUGGACCUUGGAAUGAACUCUGCUAUAGUGGGAAGCCUAACAUGAAGUAUAAUCCUAUUUACAUAUAUGGAUUAGUUCUAAACAAAAACGAGGCGUACUUUUCUUUUGAACUCCUCAACAGAUCAAUAAUUUCAAGAUUUACCUUGAGUGAAAGUGGUGUAAGACAGCGCAUUACAUGGAUUAAUCGAACACGAGUGGGAGAUAGAUUUCAGCCUAAAGAUCCAGAAAGAUGGCAAAAUGCAGAUUUGUCAAAUGGGUUUGAUGGCAGAACGCCCUUGAAUUGCCAAAAUGGAGCCGUAUUUUUCAAGAAUUCUGGGGGAAGUGGAUGUCUACUUUGGUUUCAAGACCUAGUUAACAUCAAAGAUGAAUACGAUUAA